CUAUCUCUUAUAAGAUAAUCACCAUUACUCAUUAACUGUUCUGAUACAUACGUGUGAUACCACCCUGGAGGGCCAAAGUUCACACAAUGGACUCGUGAGUUGGUAGACCUGCAGGUGCUCAGUUUGGAGCAAGAGGGCAAAAAUGAAGCUGGAGAAGAGAUUUGGCUUGAGCACCUUGGAAAAAUGGCUGAUCUUCCUCUUUGUCGUGAUGACCGGCGUGUGCGUUGCCCUGGUGACCCUCUACUUCGUGGACCAAGAGGCUGCCUCCACCACUGACCAAGAGGGUAAAUGCGGUGGACCCCAGGAGCUCACCGCAGAGUCGGGCACCUUCACCAGCAUCCAUUACCCCAGUAGCUAUGACAACGGGAGGAGCUGCGCCUGGCACAUCACCGUUGACCCGGAUAAGGUGAUCGCCCUGAGAUGGGAGGAGUUUGCGUUAGAAGACAGCCACCUGUGCACAGCAGACUUCAUCACACUGCGAGAUUCAGUGGGAGUCAUUGGCAAGUACUGCGGCUACACCAAACCUUUGCCUCUGGUGUCGCUAACAAACCGCCUGACCGUCUACUUUGACACCAACGACAGGAAAACAGACCAGGGGUUCAAGGCUCGUUACGAGGCCGUGUCUCCGGAGCGCGCAUCGGAAAUAGCCGGAGCUGGUGGCACUCUCCAAGGUGACCAGGGGGAUCUGAUGACCCCUGGCUUUCCGGAGCAGAACUACCCGAAUGGAGCGCUGUACCAGUGGAAAAUAACCGUGCCAGAAGGCGAGAAGGUUCGACUGACGUUCACUUCAUUCGACUUGUUGCCUGAAGUGUGUGGAGACUUCGUCCAGGUCUAUGAUGGCUCUACGUCGUUGGGUAAAUUCUGUGGCGGGACCAUGCCAAAGCCGGUGGAGUCCAGCAGCAACACGAUGAUUGUGCGCUUCAAGUCCGACAGCACCGGCCGCUCCAGAGGGUUCACCGCCACAUACACAAAGUCCAGCCUCCCUCCUAUUGUGGUACCUACCACAAUUAAACCCACGACCACAUCCAAGCCCACCACCCAGACCCUACCGCCCACCACAUCCGACUCGGGCGGCGCGAUCACUCUCACUGGCCGUAAGGGAGUGUUCCAGUCUGAGGGCUUUCCCAACCCUUACCCCGCUCAUCAGAACAUCUCCUGGAGGAUAACCGUGCCCAAGGGCUUCCUGGUGAAGCUGCAGAUCACCGACAUGGCCAUCACUGGGGAAACGGGACAAUGCAAGGAGGACAAACUUAUCGUCUCGGACGCUUACGAUACUUUAGCCGUACACUGUGGGUACAUCCAUCCUCCUGUGGUGGUGGCAGCCACAAACACGAUGACCGUCUCCUUCCAGUCUGACAGUCGUCUCACAGACAGAGGCUUCUCCGCCAAGUGGGAGGCUGUGUACCCCGAAGAUAUAGCGGAAAUCCAGGGUUGCGGCAUGUCUUCCAAGGAGAAGACGGGGGUCAUCAAGUCCGCCAACUGGCCCAUGAACUACAAGGCCAACGGCGAGUGCAUGUGGAACGUGGCGCUGCCUAUUGGCAGGAAAAUCACGCUUGCCUUCACGCACUUUGACCUGGAGGCCAAAGACUUCCUGUCGUCCAAAUGCUUCGAUAACGUCAUCGUGUACGACAUCAACGGCGUGACCAACGCCUUGAUUCGGAAGCACGGACCAUUUUGUGGCACCAAGUUGCCAAUAACCACCCAGAGCAAAGGGAGCAGGCUGAUGAUACGAUUCCAUUCUGAUUUGUUUACCGAGGGUAAAGGCUUCAGAGCUUACUGGACUACAGACCCCAGUGUGCCUGCACCCACUGAGCCGCCUGUACCGCCAAAUCCUUGGGACGGCAUCAACAUAGACUGGCCCGGUACAUGUGGCAGACCUGCCGUCCCUCCUUCUGUGAAGUCUCGCAUUGUCAACGGAGAACCUGCCACACCGCACUCGUGGCCCUGGCAGGUGUCCAUGCAGGUGUGGCCGUCCAGUCGACCUGAACCGACGUUCUUUCAUACCUGUGGGGGGACUCUUAUUCAUAAGAACUGGGUGCUGACAGCCGCUCACUGCUUCAUCAAUUACGCUGACGAGCUGCACCGCUGGCGCAUGUGCUUGGGCAAGCACAACCUGACCAUCACGGAGGCCAGCGAGCGCUGCCUGAGCGUGACGGGCAUCUACCGCCACGAGGCAUUCAAGUACCCCACGGUGCCCACGGUGGAGUUUGACAUCGCCCUGGUCAGGCUGGACGGGGAGGCUGAGGUCAGCAACCAGAUCUCAUACGCCUGCCUUCCCAGGCAGGAGGUGGUGCUGCCCGAGGGGAAAAAGUGCUACGCCAGCGGCUGGGGUGACGAGACGGGCGAUUCCCUGAAUGCCAAAGUUGCAGAGACCCUUAACCAGGUCGCCUUGCCUGUUGUCCCGUAUGACACCUGCAAGAGGAUGGACUACUGGUGGUUCCAGGUCAAGACCUCCAUGAUCUGCUGUGGUUAUACUUUGCCAGAUGAGCUCAAGUCAGUGUGUCAGGGAGAUUCCGGCGGUCCUUUAGUGUGCCAGGACUCCCCGAACAGUCCUUGGGAAGUUCACGGAAUAACCAGCUUCGGUCCUAUUGGGUGCAUCAUGAACAAGAAGCCCUCUGUGUUCACCCGCUCGUCCGCCUACAUCCCCUGGAUCAACGACAUCAUACGCAGGGAUAUCUACAACAAACACACAUCCGGUUGCGGCGGAGCGAAGGACUUGGCGGGCGCAGGCGGCACUUUUUCCUCCAUGGGAUACCCGGGCAGCUACAGCAACAAGGCCAGGUGUCAGUGGAACAUCCAAGCACCUGCAGGCAAACUAGUCCACCUUCACUUCAGCAAUUUCUCCCUGGAGGAGAGUGAACUGUGCCUGAAUGACAAAGUUCGCAUUACGGACACAGCUGGAAGUCUAGGCACCUACUGCAGCCACACUCCCCCCAGAGACCUGGUGAGCGGUGGGGACUUGCUUCACAUCAGCUUCUCCUCCAACGACAAGGUGGUGGACACGGGCUUCACGGCCACAUGGAAGGCGGUGGACCCGGCGGAAGCUCCGUGUGGAGGAAGCUUUAACACCGCCCAGGGUGAAAUCACCAGUCCUAACUGGCCCAAGGACUACCCGGGUCAGACCGUGUGUACGUGGAGGAUCAAGCUCCCUUCAGCCAUAAGCAUCCACGUGGUCUUCACUCACUUUGAGCUGCAGGCCGUGAACGUGCUGGGGAACUGCGUGGACUAUGUGGAGGUCUUCAACGGAGAAAACAUGGCUUCACAAGGCCGCUUCUGUGGCUUUGCCCCGCCCCCAUCAAUAAUCGCCCCGAGCGACACGGUGGUCAUUCGCUUCCUCAGCAACGGGGUCAACCAGCAGAAGGGUUUCCGUGGUUACUGGACCACCGAUGCCAGUGUCGUUCCAACUCUGCCUCCUCCCACUCCGAACCCAUGGGACAACAUUACCAUCAGCUGGCCAGAGGAUUGCGGUAAACCGGCAGUGGCCCCCAGUACGGGCAACCCAAGGGUGGUUAAUGGGGUAGAAGCCGUCCCCCACUCCUGGCCCUGGCAUGUCUCCAUGCAGACUGCGCACAUACCUUCCAUCCCUUCCAUGCAUUGGUGCGGAGGUUCUCUGAUCCACGAGGAGUGGAUCCUGACAGCCGCCCACUGCUUCAUGGCGCCUCUGAACCAGCCGUCCUACUGGCGCGCGUGCCUGGGGAAGCACCACAUGAACUCCUCCGCGGACGUCCCCUCGGCCGAGGCCUGCUACCAGGUGGACGGGAUCAUCCGGCACGAGGACUUUGUCUACGAGAACGACCGCAGCGACAUUGUGAACGACAUCGCCCUGGUGCAUUUGGCCCGGCCCGUCAACAUGACCAAGGAGAUCAGCCCCGUUUGUCUGCCCCAACCGGGCGCCAUCAUGGCGGCUGGGACGCCCUGCUUCAUCACCGGCUGGGGGGACGAGAAAGGCAACCUCGUCCCCAAAGUGUCGGAGAAGCUGAACCAGGCUGCGCUUCCCGUUGUGGACUUCCAGACCUGCAGCAAGCCGGCCUACUGGUGGCAAGCCGUGAGGCCCUCCAUGAUCUGUGCUGGCUACGACUCCCCAAAUGAGCUCAAGUCAGCCUGCCAGUAUGACUCCGGGGGUCCCUUCGCGUGCAAGGCUGCCCUGGCCAACGCCACCUGGGAGGUGCACGGCGUCGUCAGUUUCGCACCCCAGGGCUGCAUCAAGGACAAGAAACCCUCGGUGUUCACUCGUGUGUCCGCCUUCAGCCACUGGGUCCACGACAACAUCAGGAGGUUCUUGUACCAGAGGGCCGGGUUUGUCUAGGGCGGGGGUCAGCAACCCGCGGCUUUAGGGCCACAUGCGGCUCUUGAGCGGCGCCCUGGUGGCUCCGUGGAGCUUUUUCAAAAAUGUAUGGAAAUGGAAAAAAAAAUUGGGUGAAAUAUAUAUUUUUUGUUGCAAUAUGGUUUCAGUAGACUUAGACUUAGACUUAGAAAAUCUUUAUUGUUUUCAAGGUGCAAUUUGGUUUGCAGCAUUACUCAUUAAAAACAAGAUUCAACAGUAAAACGAGGUACAACAGUAAAAAACAAGGUACAACAGUAAAAACGAGGGACAACAGGAAAAACAAGGUACAACAGUAAAAACGAGGUACAACAGUAAAAACGAGGUACAACAGAAAUAACGAGGUACAACAGUAAUAACGAGGUACAACAGUAAAAACAAGGUACAACAGUAAAAACGAGGUACAACAGUAAAAAAAAACAAGGUACAACAGUAAAAACGAGGUACAACAGUAAAAACGAGGUACAACAGUAAAAACGAGGUACAACAGUAAAAACGAGGUACAACAGUAAAACGAGGUACAACAGUAAAAAACAAGGUACAACAGUAAAAAAGAGGCAGUGAAGUGAAUUAUAUUCAUAUAGCGCUUUUCUCUAGUGACUCAAAGCGCUUUACAUAGUGAAACCCAAUAUCUGAAUUCCAUUUAAACCAGUGUGGGUGCCACUGGGAGCAGGUGGGUAAAGUGUCUUGCCCAAGGACACAACGGCAGUGACUAGGUUGGCAGAAGCGGGGAUCGAACCCGGAACCCUCAAGUUGCCGGCACGGCCACUCUACCAACCGAGCUAUACCGCCCCACAACAGUAAAAAAACGAGGUACAACAGUAAAAACGAGGUACAACAGUAAAACGAGGUACAACAGUAAAAAACAAGGUACAACAGUAAAUAACGAGGUACAACAGUAAAAAACGAGGUACAACAGUAAAAAACGAGGUACAACUGUAAAAACGAGGUACAACAGUAAAAACGAGGUACAACAGUAAAAAACGAGGUACAACAGUAAAAAAACAAGAUUCAACAGUAAAACGAGGUACAACAGUAAAAAACGAGGUACAACAGUAAA
Molecule: messenger RNA, 5381 nt
Organism: Nerophis lumbriciformis (worm pipefish)
Lineage: Eukaryota; Metazoa; Chordata; Actinopteri; Syngnathiformes; Syngnathidae
Product: ovochymase-2
Biological process (GO): proteolysis
Molecular function (GO): serine-type endopeptidase activity
Source: RefSeq, a predicted model, not a curated record